Molecule: messenger RNA, 3505 nt
Organism: Menidia menidia (Atlantic silverside)
Lineage: Eukaryota; Metazoa; Chordata; Actinopteri; Atheriniformes; Atherinopsidae
Source: the annotation of a GenBank genome assembly
GAACGUCAUCCGCCUCAUACUUUUAGCUUUAGCCCAAAAAAAAAAUUAGCUUGGUGUUAAUCACAUAGAUGUAGUCUGUGUCAACGGAUAUUUUCUCUUUUCAGCAGACAAACUUUGUAAGAGUUAUCCAUUUGAUGCUUACUUUGUUUAAAGAUGCAAACAUGUAUAUAAAAGCCUUAUUCCGGUGUAGAGACAUGCUGAAAGGAGAACUUAUCGUCUGAAAUGCUUGCUAGCUUAAUCAAAGCUAGCUGACGAACAGGGGUCGAGAAUUGAAAGCGGCUAACAGCAACUAGGUUUGCCUGAAACGACAAGCCUGUCUGCUUUACCAUACCCUAUAUUCUAGGAGGAGGAAGGAUUGAGACGCUCAAUUUCUAGAAACGUAGCAGUGAGUCCAUUUAGGGCAGAGCCAUGGGGGCUUUUCUGGACAAGCCCAAGACGGAGAAGCACAAUGCACACGGUGAGGGGAACGGCCUGCGCUAUGGACUGAGCUCUAUGCAGGGGUGGCGGGUGGAGAUGGAGGACGCUCACACAGCUGUGCUGGGACUGCCAACUCCUGGCAUGACCGACUGGUCCUUUUUUGCCGUGUACGAUGGACAUGCUGGGUCAAGAGUUGCCAACUACUGCUCUAAGCACCUUUUGGAACACAUAAUCACUGCUAGCCUUGGACCUGGAUGCUCGCACGGCUCCCAGGUGGUCUCGGACGGCUCCAGCAGUGACCCUCCAGCACCACUUCCCCCUGCAGCGGAGGCUGUUAAAAGCGGGAUCCGGACAGGCUUCCUGAGGAUUGAUGAGCACAUGCGCAGCUUCUCUGACCUCCGAAACGGCAUGGAUCGCAGUGGCUCCACAGCAGUUGGAGUUCUUCUGUCACCUGAACACUUCUUCUUCGUCAACUGCGGGGAUUCUCGAGCCGUUCUGUGCCGUAAUUCACAGGUGUGCUUCUCCACACUGGACCACAAGCCUUGCAACCCCCGCGAGAGGGAGCGCAUCCAGAACGCUGGUGGCUCAGUGAUGAUCCAGAGGGUCAAUGGCUCACUCGCUGUAUCAAGAGCUUUGGGGGACUAUGAUUACAAGUGUGUGGAUGGGAAGGGCCCCACAGAGCAGCUGGUCAGCCCAGAACCAGAAGUGGUUGUAAUGGUUCGGGCACCGGAACAGGAUCAGUUUGUGAUUCUGGCUUGUGAUGGUAUCUGGGAUGUCAUGUCUAAUGAAGAGUUGUGCGAGUUUGUGAAGUCUAGACUUGAGGUGUGCGAUGACCUGGAGAGAGUCUGUAAUGAAGUGGUGGACACCUGCCUGCACAAGGGAAGCCGGGAUAACAUGAGUAUUGUGUUGGUGUGUUUGCCCAAUGCUCCCAAAGUAUCAGAGGAAGCUGUGAGGAAAGAAGCUGAACUCAACAAAUACCUGGAGACUCGAGUGGAAGAGAUGCUGUCUCGACCAGGAGAGGAGGGGAUUCCAGACCUCGUGACAGUGAUGAGGAACCUGUCUACAGACAGUGGAAUGCCAGCUCUGCCAUCAGGGGGGGGUCUUGCUAGCAAGCGCACUGUUAUUGAGGCAGUAUAUAACCGUCUGAGCCCGUACAAGGAGGAAGAUGGAAGUGGAGCGGAUCUGGAGUGCCGCUGGUAGCUGUCCAGCACAACUGCCUGAUCAAAGAUAAAAACAAAUCGAAACACAGGACCACUAUUCCACAUGUGAUCACAUUCAUACUUUUAAUUUCACCUGGAUUUUUUUUUUUCUACACCGAUGAACUAAUCAAACAGAACCCCCUGGUUUUAGGAUUACACCCACAGAGGAGGACUCUUUUUCUUUUAUGAACAAAUUGAGAAUAAAACUGCACUACAGAACAACGUAUAGUACAAAACGAAAGGCAUAAAUAAGCACAUUCACUCUUGCCGUUUGUUUUCUUGCUUUCUCUGUGGUUUUUGUUUGUGAUUGGAGGAGACAUAAGAGCAGAGCUGCUCUGUAAGCCUUGAAACUCUAUGGUGCCUUGAUCAGACCCGAGAGAGGUGGGAGGAGCACAGGACUCUGCAGCCAGCCCCCGGUGCUGCCGCCCGGCCACUUGCAGAUGUUUUAAUGACUAUAAAAAGACACAAGUUGUUUGUGGCAUUAUUUGUUUUGAGCUUUUCUUUCGUCUGACCUGCAGUUGAUGGACCACACAAGCCAGCCACUCCCACAUAAGCUAAAGAGUCCGGUCGAGGCGUCGGGGUCUCUGUAUUACUGGUACUCCAAACGGGGCGGAACGUUGAAUCGACCCGCACGCCUCGCUCACCGGAGAGUGCCAGACCAAGCUCCCCGAUUUUAAGCUCCCCGCUGUUCAAAGACCUCUGGGUUAAAGCUGCAAGUUCAGGGCCUGAGGACCAACUCCUGAACACGGGGGAGGGAGGAGGACUUUGAGCUGUCUGGCAACCAUUUCCGUUCGGCUCCUCCAUAUGUCCAAAUGAAAACAGGAAGUGGGUUGCGGACUCGUUACACUUUGAUUCUUCUUGCACGGUUCUGCUCACUUUCUUCUUCUCUUGUCUCUUAAAUGAUGUUUGCCAAUUUUUCCUCUCUGUCUAUUUUAGCUUUGUCUUCUACAGUAACAGAAGAGACUAGUUAUUUGCAGGGCACAUUGCCAGAAUUAUAAGCUUUGAACCUGCUGUUUAAGAUAGAAAUUAUAUAUGAAAUCAUUCAUACACACACAUGCAGAGAGAUGGAUAGAGAAAUAUUUAGAAAUAUAUAUUUUGAUUUGUCUCACUCCGUAGCCACGGUGUUCAUUGUGGCCAAACGUGCGUGUGCAGUAUGAAAAAUGCCUCCUAGAUGCGCACACCGUUCCUUCACAGCAGCUUUCCAAAGACAGGGUUUGGGGGUAAGAGUUCCAGCCUCCUCUUCACUUCCACGUUCCCCCUCCAUCCCUGCACACACACACACACACACUCAGUCCUGCUCAUGCUGCUGCUCGCCUUCUCUGUCCCGUGCGCUUAAAAAAACAAGUCUCAUCUACUUUUCAGUUUCUCACCAAUGACAACAACAAUGAAAACAUCUGGGUAUGAAUUCCACUUUGUGCAGUGUAUAGGAGAGGAAAAGGAUUUAAUCCUGUCACUGUGUGAAGAAAGGAUGGUAAAGUUGUUCAGUGUCCCCACUGCAGACCUCAUGGACUUGCAUCAAUAUGCAAAAACAAUGGAUCAGAUUUUAAAAAACAAAUCUGAGAACAAUUUUUUUUCCUGUCGUUUGGGAUGAUUUUAUUUUUUAUUUUAUUUUAUUUUUAACAAAAAAAAGAUGCAUUCUUUGUUGCUUGAAGCUUUGCUUUUGGACGCCGGCCUGUUAGAUUGCUGGCUGGCUCAUGUUUUUGUGGUACACUUGCUCUCGGUGCCAUAUGACAAAUAGGUACUUGAAUGUUUAGUUCUUUUGCAGUUUUAGAAAUGAUUACUUUUUUGUUUUUGUGGUGAAGGGAGUGGGAGGUAUGGGCUCCAUAAUGGUGCAUGUUUUGUGAUUGAUGGAGGGAGUGUAUUUUGUGUGAUGCACUUGAGGGGGGGGG